GGUCAGAUCUGCAAAGGGGCUUUGCUGGACGCUUCUGGUCUCUACAGGCCCCUGGGGGUGGGACAGGGGCCCUGGCAAGGCUGGGGCUGCUGUGGCAGUGGCUUGGGCUGGAGGACUUUCUUCCUGGGAGCUGAGCCGAGAGGCCCCUGCCGGCUUGUCCUCUGCUCUUGGCACUGGCGGUGGCUUAGGCUUCACACACUGUCAGACGCCUCCUUGGUGGCCUCAGUGGCCUCACAUUCAGGUUUGAAGCUGGCUUCCCGAGGGACACGGUGACAUGAGGGGCACCCCACUGACCCAUCUUCUGGCCAUCUCCUUCCUCUGCCUACCCUCAAUGGUGUGUGCCCAGCUGUGCCCAGCAUCCUGUACUUGUCCCUGGACACCACCCCAGUGCCCGCCGGGGGUGCCCCUGGUGCUGGAUGACUGUGGCUGCUGUCGAGUGUGUGCACGGCGGCUGGGGGAGUCCUGUGACCAUCUGCAUGUCUGCGACCCCAGCCAGGGCCUGGUUUGUCAGCCUGGGGCAGGCCCCAGUGGCCGGGAGGCCCUGUGCCUCUUGGAAGAGGAUGAUGGAAGCUGUGAGGUGAACGGCCGCAGGUACCUGGAUGGGGAGACCUUUCAGCCCAAUUGCAGGGUCCUCUGCCGCUGUGACGACGGUGGCUUCACCUGCCUGCCGCUGUGCAGCGAGAAUGUGAGACUGCCCAGCUGGGACUGCCCACGCCCUAGGAGAGUAGAGGUGCCUGGCAGGUGCUGUCCUGAGUGGGUGUGCGACCAGGGAGCCAGGCCAAGGAUCCAGUCUUACACGGCCCAAGGACACCAACUUUCUGGGCUCGUCACUCCUGCAUCUGCUGAUGUCGCCUGUCCCACAUGGAGCACAGCCUGGAGCCCCUGCUCAACCACCUGUGGGCUGGGGAUAGCCACCCGCGUAUCCAACCAGAACCGAUUCUGCCAGCUAGAGAUCCAGCGCCGCCUGUGUUUGUCCAGACCCUGCCUGGCCGCCGGGAGUCGCAGCUCAUGGAACAGUGCCUUCUAGAGCCAGCUGGAGAUGGAGAUACAGA
Microtus oregoni (creeping vole) is the source of this 1052-nucleotide messenger RNA. It is a transcript of the gene Ccn5, whose product is annotated as cellular communication network factor 5. Gene Ontology annotation, cellular component: extracellular matrix; extracellular region. The record is from RefSeq and is a predicted model, not a curated record. Bases 275 to 1027 code for a protein of 250 amino acids. Gene Ontology annotation, biological process: cell adhesion; signal transduction. Gene Ontology annotation, molecular function: heparin binding; integrin binding. Lineage: Eukaryota; Metazoa; Chordata; Mammalia; Rodentia; Cricetidae. The transcript has 5 exons.